Molecule: messenger RNA, 594 nt
Organism: Nannizzia gypsea CBS 118893
Lineage: Eukaryota; Fungi; Ascomycota; Eurotiomycetes; Onygenales; Arthrodermataceae
Exons: 1
Coding region: 1-594 (197 amino acids)
Source: RefSeq, a predicted model, not a curated record
AUGGGUGAAAUUGGGGAAUAUUGGCGAGACAAUAGGCAGCACAAAAAACGCAAGCGGGAACAAAGAGAAAAUAACCCCCGAGGGCACAAGAAACACAAGCGAGAACAUGGAGCAAAUAACCCCCCAAGACAGCGAUGCUUUGAUUGGAUGGUGACAAGCGGCGUUAACUAUGCGAAAAACCGAUCCUCCUUCAAGGCAUAUCAACAUAUCAACCCAGUGACACUUGAAUCUGGCACUGGUGUGCGCGUUAUCGGGAUGGGAACAGUUGAGCUCAAAGUCCCAAGAUCUCCUGAUAACCAAGAGGUUAAUACACUCGUACUGGACGGCGUUUUACAUAUCCCUGAAGCCAUUUGCAAUGGAUUCAAUCCCCGCGUACUUGGAGGCUCUACAUCGUUUGGAGAACCUCUGCAGAGUUAUGACGAGAAUCGCAGGCCAACUUACUAUGCCACUCAGUUUUGUGGAUUAUGGAGACUCGUUCUUGAUGGAAAUCCCCAGGGGGAAUCUCGGCUAGCCGAAGCUAGAAGAGAUGGCUCGGUGAUGUUAUCUCUGAGCCUAUUUAUCAGUGAGGAGGAUGAGGCCCGUUUAUUCGAGUAG